AUGAAUUUCAUCAAGAAAACUUUUGUUCAUGAAGAUUUUGCUGCUGAAUCUCGAGUUGUUAGUGAAAGGGUUCAAAAUCCUGUACUGAAUUUGAAGCAACAACUAAUUUCAAAUCCAAUUGCAAUUUUAUCUAUGAUUCUCAAUAUACCAUUUUCUUUCACAGGAGAUCAUAACUUCAAUUUGUUUACUCACAUAUUGAUAGGUACAGCUGUACCGGGUUUCAAUAUUCCAACUUUCAAUCAGGAAUUUGUGAAAAAGAAGUUCCACUCAAACAAAGUAGCCCUUUUCAAGCUAGAACAUCUUUUAAAGCAAAAUGAUGUGUUGGGAUUGAAAGAAGGAACAUCUGCUCGUAAUGGACUUGAAGUCGGUCCAGGAUCUUCAAAAAGAGUGCCAACAACGUCUUUGGUGGAUGAAUCUAGAAUACUUGGUAGAAAUGGUGAUAAAGAGGAAAUUAUUGAUUUCUUACUUUUAGACAAUGGUAGUGGUUGCAACCACGCACCAAUAAUCAGCAUAGUUGGUCUUGGUGGGAUGGGUAAGACAACCCUUGCUAGGCUCGUCUACAAUGACGACAAGGUGCAAACCAGCUUUGAACUUAAAGCUUGGGUUUAUGUUUCAAAUCCAUUUGAUAUUUUUGGGCUCACUAAAGAAAUUCUCGAGCAAUUUAAUUCUCCAACAGAUAGUGAAAGCUUGGAAAUACUUCAACGUCAAUUGCAACAGAUAGUAAUGGGAAAGAAAUAUUUGCUUGUUCUAGAUGAUAUUUGGAAAGCUAAUGAGAAAAGUUGGGAGCAGUUACUAAUUCCCUUUAAUAAAGGAUCUUCUGGAAGUAAGAUGAUCGUGACAACACGAAGUAAGGAUGAUGCAUCAGCCAUGGAAUCUGCCAAGUUAGUUGAAUUAGAACAACUCGAGAAGAGUGAUUGCUGGAGUUUAUUUGUGACACAUGCUUUUUACGACAGAAACGCAAGUGAUUAUCCAGAUCUUGAACCAAUUGGAAAGAUGAUUGUAGACAAGUGUGGAGGGUUGCCAUUAGCUGUUAAAACAAUGGGGAACCUCUUGAGAAAAAAAUUCUCUAAAAGUGAAUGGGAGAAAAUAUUGAAGACUGAUAUGUGGUGUUUAUCAGAGAGAGACAGCAACAUAAAUCCAGUAUUGAGACUGAGUUACCAUAAUCUUCCUUCAAAUUCGAAGCGUUGUUUUGCAUAUUGUUCCAUAUUUCCCAAGGGUUAUAUGUUUAACAAGAAUAAGUUAAUCAAAAUGUGGAUGGCAAAUGGUUUUCUGAAUUCCUACAAAAGUAACAAAAGUAAAAAAGAGUUGGGUAGUGAGUUAUUUGAUGAUCUUGAGUCAAUUUCAUUUUUCCAAGAAUCACUAUAUUUUCCUGGACUUUUUGUCAUGCAUGAUCUUGUCAAUGACUUGGCAAAAUCAGAGUCUAGAGAGUUUUGCUUAGAAGUGAAAGGUGAUAUGGGGCAAGAUAUAUCUGAAAGGACACGCCACAUUUGGUGUUCUCAUGACACUAGUUGUGAUUUGAAAGUCGGCGAUGGGAUAUUAAAGCACAUUUCUAAAGCUAAGGGAUUACACAGCUUGUUGGUAGAAUCACCAAGGUAUGGUGGCAAAUGCUUCAUGAUAAGCAACAAUAUGCAAUGUGAUAUGUUUUCAAAAUUAAAAUAUUUGCGGAUGUUAUCAUUUAGUGAUUACAAAAAUGCAUCCGGAGAGCUAGAACUAGCGGAUGAGAUAGGGAGUUUAAAUCUUUUGCGCUAUCUAGACCUGUCUUGGACAAAUAUUAAAAGGAUACCCGACUCUAUCUGUAAGCUUUAUAACUUGGAGAGACUGGAAUUGGAAGGGUGUGAUAAUUUGACUGAAUUUCCUUUAGAUUUUUACAAACUUGACCGUUUAGGCCAUCUUAAUUUGGAAGGAACUCCAAUAAAGAAGAUGCCAAAGAACAUAAGGAAACUAAACCAUCUACAAACACUGACUAAUUUUGUUGUGGGAGAGUCGAGUGGGUCUGAUAUUGAGGAGUUAGAAAGUCUCAAUCUUCUUCAAGGAAAAAUUAGUCUUUCAGGAUUGAACAAUGUCACGGAUCCUACACAUGCCGUAAAGAGCCGUUUGCAAGAUAAGAAGUAUUUAGAAGAAAUACAUAUGAUAUUUGAUGGUUCAGUAGUGGAAAGCAAUGUGUCUGUCUUGGAUGCCCUUCAACCAAAUAACAAUCUGAAGAGACUCACUAUCCAGAACUACAAUGGCAAUAUGUUUCCAACUUGGAUAAGGGGAUGUGAUUUACCCAAUUUAAUAUCUCUUAAACUUCAGAACUGUAAUGGAAUAAAGAUCUUUGGCAAUAACUCAACAAAUGUUCCAUUCAAGUUCCUUGAAGUUUUGAAAUUUGUCUGUUUGUCUGAAUGGGAGGAAUGGGUAUGUAUUGAAGGGUUUCCUCGGCUUAAAGAGAUUUCUAUAAAUGAUUGUCCAAAAUUGAAAAGGGUAUCACUGCCUCAACAUCUUCCUUCAUUACAAAAAUUGAUGAUUGGGGAUUGUGAAAUGCUAGACGUAUCAUUUCCCAAUUUUGAUAAUAUCAUAGAGUUAGAUAUAUGGAGUUGUGGGCGGAUUUUGAUAAAUGAGUUGUCAUCCAGCUUGAAAGAUUUCAGAGUUGAGGGAAAUCAGUACGUUGAGUUUUCCAUGGAUCAUUUAAUUAACAAUCCCAAUUUGGAAGAGUUGGAGUUGGAUUUCAAGGACUUUGUAGAAUACCCCUCAAUGGAUUUGUGUUGUUAUAAUUCUCUGUCAAAACUUUCAAUAAAAGGAUGGAAGUUCUCCUCCUUGCCUUUUUCACUACACUUGUUCCCCAAUCUUGAAUAUCUAGAAAUCCGUGAUUGUCCAGAAUUAGAAUCUUUUUCUAUGGGAGGUUUGCCUUCAAACUUGAGCUGCCUUACAAUAUAUAAUUGCCCAAAACUAAUUGCUUCCAGAGAGAAGUGGGGUUUGUUCCAACUCAAUUCUCUAUAUUACUUCACUGUUAGUGAUGAUUUUGAAAACGUGGAGUCCUUCCCCGAGCAGAACCUACUGCCACCAACUCUGAAAGUUCUUACAUUGGAUAAAUGUUCAAAGCUAAGAAUAUUGAACUUCAGGGGAUUUCUCCACCUCAAAUCUCUUAGUAAUAUAUGGAUUGAAAAUUGCCAUAGUCUUGAGAGUUUGCCGGAGGAGGAUCUACCCAACUCCCUUAGAGUAUUAUCAAUUCUUAGUUGUCCAUUACUCGAGGAGAAAUACAAAAAGGAGGGAGGAGAGCGUUGGCAUACAAUUCGUCACAUCCCUAAUGUGAGCAUUGACUUUAUUUACCAGGAUUGGAUUGAGGGGUAGAAAUGAGGUGUUUGUCACAGGCAAGUACAAUCCACGUGUUCAUUUUUUCUUAACUUUUGUAUUUGCCAUAAUAAUAAAACCCUGUAUUUCAUAUUGAACAGUGGCAAUUCUACUGAAGCUCAAAGAUCUUGCAGUUGCAGACCAAGAGAUACCAUUGCCAUCAACAUGAAGCGCAACCGCUCUCCUAAUCUUUUCAUCAAUUCAAAAGUAUAUGUGUAAAUAAAUAAAAAUAUGGAUUUCAACAGUUUUUGAUUGUUGUGUGGUUAAUAAGAAUUUGUAUUUCCCUUUGUUAAUUGUCUAGUUUUCCUUUUCUGUAGUGUAUAUUGUGUCUACCUACAAAACAUUAAGACUGGAUACUGUAAUAUUCCUAUUAUGCUAUUGAUUCUCAAGUUGUCAAAACC
Vicia villosa (hairy vetch) is the source of this 3728-nucleotide messenger RNA. RefSeq names its product putative disease resistance RPP13-like protein 1. Gene Ontology annotation, molecular function: ADP binding. The transcript is spliced from 5 exons. The record is from RefSeq and is a predicted model, not a curated record. The coding region runs from base 1 to 3327 and encodes 1108 amino acids. Lineage: Eukaryota; Viridiplantae; Streptophyta; Magnoliopsida; Fabales; Fabaceae. Gene Ontology annotation, biological process: defense response to other organism.